CGACGGCGCAGGUCGCGGCACGCAGAGAGGAGAGGAGAGAGGAGAUGUACCAGGCGAUCCCGUACAGCGCGAGCCGGGCGUGGCCGGCGGCAAUGGCCACGGCGGCGGAGGCGGCGGCGGCGGCCGGCGGGAGGGGAGGAACAGGGGAGGAGGAGGUGAGGAGGGCGGUGGCGGAGUGCCCGGUGGUGGUGGUGGGGAGGGGCGGGUGCUGCCUCAGCCACGUGGUGAAGCGCCUCCUGCAGGGGCUCGGGGUCAACCCGGCCGUGCACGAGGUCGCCGGCGAGGCGGAGCUCGCCGGGGUCGUGGCCGACGGCGAGGUGUCGCUGCCGGCGGUGUUCGUCGGCGGGAGGUUCCUCGGCGGGCUCGACCGGCUCAUGGCCGUGCACAUCUCCGGCGAGCUCGUGCCCAUACUGAAAGACGCCGGUGCACUCUGGCUCUGAGCCAACCGACUAGGAUCAAUCAUUUUCUUGUUUUUUUUGGGUGUUAAGUUCAAAUCACCUGAUCGCUUUUAGCUUCUUUUUUUCAUGGAAUUAAUAAUGGUGUUGUAAUUAGAUAGGAGGAAACUUGAAUUCUUUUAGGCUCACUUAUUAAUAAGGAAAUUAGGAGAUGUGUCUACUUAACGCUACUGUACUUAAAUCAUCUUGUAACCAAGUAUAUCUAUUUUCGACCAUGUAAAUAGAUGAAUGGGAGAAAUGAAAGAGAGAUUUGCGGUGAUUUGCCAGUUGAGCA
Messenger RNA from Oryza brachyantha (malo sina), 729 nucleotides. Its product is annotated as monothiol glutaredoxin-S9-like. The transcript has a single exon. NCBI's taxonomy places the organism in Eukaryota, Viridiplantae, Streptophyta, Magnoliopsida, Poales, Poaceae. The coding region runs from base 45 to 440 and encodes 131 amino acids. The record is from RefSeq and is a predicted model, not a curated record.